Molecule: messenger RNA, 1047 nt
Organism: Mytilinidion resinicola
Lineage: Eukaryota; Fungi; Ascomycota; Dothideomycetes; Mytilinidiales; Mytilinidiaceae
Exons: 2
Coding region: 1-1047 (348 amino acids)
Source: RefSeq, a predicted model, not a curated record
AUGGCAGCCGCGACUAAUCCGCUCCAUGGCACCCAUUCGCCGUCCAGCCCCGCGGUUUCACGCAAGACGUUCACUAUUGCCGGCAUUUUGACCACAGUGUAUGGCCUCGAUGAGCUCGUUCCAUCCAUUGAGCCAGUCGCCUGUCUCUGGCUUUUACAUCCCCGGCUUCAGACGCAGGAAACCAUGGCGCCGGUCGCCGCGCAGACGAUACACGCCUGGAAUGAUCGGAUAAGAGAUGGGAAAGCAGGCAGAACACCCAAAGGACUCAUUGCUGUCACUUUUGAUCAGCGUAAUCAUGGCUCAAGGCAGGUUGACAAGCUUGCGAAUGAGGCCUGGCGACAAGGGAACACACGGCACGCCCAGGAUAUGUUCUCUUGCUACCAUGGUACCGCAGUCGACACCUCCCACCUCCUGACCUAUCUUCCCUCUUACAUAUUCCACCCACCCUCACCACACCGCCUGACACAGCACCUCGUUCUCGGCGUCUCACUGGGUGGUCAUGCAGCAUGGCACUGUAUCCUGCAUGAUGCUCGCAUCACGGCCGCUGUGGUAGUCAUCGGCUGUCCAGACUACACUCGCCUCAUGACCGAUCGAGCUACCAAAUCCAAGCUCAAGACUUGGACAUCCAGCUCGCCGCCUGGCUCCUCCUUCCUUGGCUCGCAAGACUUUCCCAAGUCUCUCAUCGACGCCAUUGCGCGCUAUGAUCCCGCCAGUCUGCUAUUGCCAGGCAUAGACGACGGUUCGUCGCCGUCUCCAGUGGCAUCGCAGAAGUUCAAGCAGCUAUUAAAGCAGCACCUUGGAUCUAAAAGGAUCCUGAAUCUUUCUGGAGGCGCGGAUAAACUGGUACCAUAUGCAGCGGGCGAUCCAUUCCUGCAAGUGCUGAAGAAGACUCUACACGAGGACCCAGAACUAGACAUAGAACUUGAGGAUGUCGUUUUCGACGGCGUAGGUCAUGCUUACACGCCUGCCAUGUCUGAGCGAGCCGUGGGCUGGAUUGGUGACAUACUGGCGAAGACGGGAGAAGGUACCAAAGACUCAAAGAUAUGA